Symbiodinium sp. CCMP2456 is the source of this 486-nucleotide messenger RNA. The record is from the annotation of a GenBank genome assembly. Lineage: Eukaryota; Dinophyceae; Suessiales; Symbiodiniaceae.
AUGGUCUCGCCGGCAUUUCGGGUUGGAGUGGCGGAGAUGAAAGGAUGGCGACCAAGCAUGGAGGAUGCCCACGUUAUUUAUGCCCAAGAUACCUGGGGAUUCUUCGGAGUCUUCGACGGUCAUGGAGGUGACCAGUGUUCUGGUUUCAUAGCCAGACGCAUCAAAGAAGAGCUUGCAAAAAACGGAAUGCCACAAAGCGACGAAGCUGUUACAGAAUUGGUAUUCCGCUUAGACAAGGAGUUUUUGGACUCCAAACAGCCCAGCGGAUCGACAGGAACCUUCGUCAUUGUCCAGAAGCCAAGUGCUCCUGGAGGCAACUAUAAGCUCCGAGUGGGCAACAUUGGCGACAGCCGUGUGCUUCUGGGGCGUGCUGAUGGUUCGAUUUUCCCCGGGAAUGGAACUGAGAGCGCACUCACAACGGACCAUAAGCCAGACCUUGAGCGCGAAAGAGCCCGGAUUGAGCGCGCUGGCGGGAACGUGCAGGAA